AUGAUUAAUAAUAUUAUUCAAUUCAUAGUUACAAGUGUUGUUCAAGAAGGAAAGAAACUAACUAUUAACUAUUCACCAAUGACAAUGAUUUGGUUUGAUAAUCAACUCAUCAAGAGUGGAUUGACAACCAAUAUUGCACCAUAUUGCAAGGCAUGUAUGGAUGGUCUCCAUUGUAUCCGUCUCUAUGGUGCAACUGGUAUUGGUGGUUCAAACAUUGAAAUGCAAUAUGCCUUUAAUUGUACUGUCGUUGUUUAA
Molecule: messenger RNA, 255 nt
Organism: Cavenderia fasciculata
Lineage: Eukaryota; Evosea; Eumycetozoa; Acytosteliales; Cavenderiaceae
Exons: 2
Coding region: 1-255 (84 amino acids)
Source: RefSeq, a predicted model, not a curated record